AAAAAAAAAAAAAAAAAAAAAGAGAUAUUUAAAUUCCGUGACGAGCCUGUCUUUUCCCACCGGAAUUACCGAUCGUUACCUUCUGUUCCCCGAUACAUAUAUAUAUUCGACAUUCAGAACAAACUCCAUUGUCUUCCGCCCUUUAUUUUCGCAUAGCUGCAGGGUCGCUUCUUCUUUUGUACAACCGAGAAAAAAGCGCUUAAACAUGCAGUUUACGGAGGAGCAGGCGGCUGGGGUGAAGGCGUGGGUUGUGAAGAGGCUGGAGGAUAUAUCCGAUGCGGACUCCGAUGUAUUGGCAGAUUAUGUGCUCGCUUUGAUCCGCUCUGAUGCCCCCGAUGAAGAUAUACGGAAAGCCUCAGUGGAGAAUUUGGAGGAUUUCUUGAAAGAGAAUACCGCCACCUUCGUCGAUGAGAUCUUUGCCAAAUUCAACCCCAAAAAACCUGAACCUGUUCCAGCACAAGUUCAAAAAACGGGCCUGCAGCAACCUCCAGAAACCUCCACUUCCAAUUUGGACGCUGCACCACAGCAGCCACAGCAACCACCAUCACAGUCCAUGCCACCCUUUGCGCAGACACAACCCAUUACCCUUGGAACGAUGCCCAUGACUCCAUUUGGCCACGGACAAACCCCCGCCGGCCCCGACCAACAAACCAGAGGCGGCGCCAGCUCAGCAUCGAACUUCCAUCGAAAACGCGCCUUCAACGAAGGUCCACAGGCCGGCGAGGACUAUGAUUCACAUUACAACCUUGCCGAUCGACCGUUCAAAUCCAUGCGGGGUCGCCGUGGUGGGCGCGGGGAUGGUCGUAUGGUUAUAAAUAAUAAUAUUAGCAACGGGCGAGCCGGCCCUGUACAUCUAAACCCGCCGCAGCAGCGCCAACAACAACAGCAGCAGCAGCAGCAGCAGCAACAGCAACAACAACAGGCCCGCGGCGGGUUCCAGCAAAUGCCUCCUGUUCCCCCGCCGACUGGAUUUCCCCCCUUCAACCCCAGCGAUCCCAUUGCGGCCAUGAUGACCCUACAGGCGAUGGGGUUCCCGCAGAUACCCGGCAUGCCUCCGCUUCCUCAACUGCCCACGACGGCGAACGCGCCGGGCCCCAACCAGAUGUCUGCGGCGGGUGCUGCUGUUUCGCCGCCCGCGCCGCCGGCUAGUAUCCCGCAGAGAUGUAGGGAUUAUGACACACAGGGGUUUUGUGUGUUGGGGAGUACGUGUCCGUACCAGCAUGGGACGGAUCAUUUGGUGGCACCGGCGAGAGAUGAUGCAGAAUAUGAUCCGACGAAAUCCAAUAUUGUCAUGGAUAGACCGCGGAGUUCGAGUGCUACAAACGGCCAGGGCUUAGCUGGGCCUUCACGGGGUGGUGAUCGGGGCGGGCGAGGGCGUGGCCGUGGUAGGGGAGAUAGAGGCGGCUUCAGUGGUCCACGACGGAAUCGUGCGGAAUUUUCACAAGCCGGACCAAAUGAGGAUAGAUCGAUUACCACGAUUGUCGUCGAGCAGAUCCCGGAGGAUAAAUUUGACGAGACCAUCGUGCGCGAUUUCUUUUCUGAGUUUGGUAAUGUUGUCGAGGUUACUAUGCAGCCGUAUAAACACUUAGCCCUUGUGAAGUACGACAGCUGGGCUUCAGCACGGCGUGCCUGGGCUAGCCCGAAAGUAAUCUUCGACAACCGGUUUGUGAAAGUCUAUUGGUACAAGCCGGGAUCCAAAGCUGACACAAACGGAGCCGGCGGCCAUCAUCCUCAAUCCCCAUUAGCUAACAAGCCAGAUGAGAAACCCUUUGACCCGGAGGAAUUCGAGAAGCAACAAGCCGAAGCGCAACGGCUGCACGAGGAGAAGAUGAAGAAACGGAAGGAGACCGAGGAAGCCAGAUUAACCCUCGAGAAGCAGAAGGAGGAUCUCCUGAAGAGACACCAAGAGGAGAAGGCGAAAUUAUCCCAACGACUCGGCUCGUCUCAACAGCAGCAGCAGCAGCAUGAAACAGACGGAACGAACGGCGCCUCACCUGCACCCGGCGAUUCAUCUAUGGCAGAAGCAUCGUCGUCAUCUCCACAUGGAGAGGAAAACGUCAGCGAACAGACGAAGUCAUUGCGUGCGCAGCUUGCGGCGCUUGAGGCAGAAGCUAAAAGCCUAGGCCUCGAUCCGGCGCUGUCGGACUCGCAGUACCCGGCGCGGGGCGGCCGUGGGAGGGGAUGGGUUGGUGGUUAUCGGGGUGGGCGAGGUGCCUUUGCGCCCCGUGGCCGUGGGGGUUACGAUCCUUCGCUCCGGGGUGUUGGGACAUAUCGAGGCCGAGGCGGCGUGCGAGGGCGGGGUGGUGUGCUACGGCUUGACAAUCGGCCAAGACGCGUUGCCGUAUCUGGUGUUGUGUUUAAUCCUGAGAAGGAUGAGGCGCUGAGGCAGUUUCUUCUGGGCAUCGGCGAAUACGAAUCUAUAGAACCAAACCCCGACCAACCCGAUUCCCAAAUCGUCUCUUUCAAAGACCGCUACGUCGCCGAGAAGCUCAUGUACGGCACCACCGACAUCCCAUCGGUGGGCAAAGUUGAGUUCUCAUGGGUCGCCAAUGCGCCCUCGACGCCAGGGACCCGUGACGGUUCCGUAUUUGCGCCACCGCUUCUACAACAGCAGCAGGAGCAGCAACAGGGGCACGGGAGUGGACAUGGGCAUGCGGCAAAGAAGGAAGACGAGGAGGAUACGCAUAUGGGUAAUAAUGGUGUUUCGGGUAACGAGAGUGAUCCGAUGAUGCUGCGGAAGGAUGCGGGGGGUCAACAUGAGGUUGAUUAUGACGUGGCGGAGAUGGAUGAUACCUGGGCAGUUGAGUGAAGGAAGGAAGUUGAUGGGUUGAGAUACAUAAUUUUCCUCCUUCUUUCUCUUCAUCUAUGAUCAUUGUUACUACUAGCUUAUACAUUUUCUUUUUUUCUCUCUCUUUUUCCCAUUUACUGAUAUUACUAGAAUUGUGUAGGUAUUUGCUUCGUGAUAUUUUGUUGUUUCCGUUCUCAUUUCUAUUAUCUACUAACUCUGUAUUCUAUCGCUGUCUUCAGGAAGAGAAAAGAUUUAUUUUCGGUGGUUGCUAUUUCUUUUUAUAUCUUUUAUUUUUUAUUUUUUUGCAAUCUCUUUCUCCCUAGUGUUGCUAUUUACUCCAUCCGUUUCCCUUUCAGCUCCUCAUCCUCUCGCUGCCCGUUUCCAGUCGCAAACUUUUGUAUUUAUAAUGUAGAAUUCUACCCCAAGCUGGUCCAGGCGCUUAUAUAUAUCGACAUCGAGAUUAAUCAGCGCAUUAGGCCAGUACUUAUGCAUUCUCAGUUCUUCUACUGAAGACGAUACGCACGUAAAUAGACCUGCUGCUGUCCUUCAGUGGGAGAGAAAUACCGGAUAGAAUCCCAUCUCUAUAACUAGUGGGUGCAGAGGAG
This is a messenger RNA of Blastomyces gilchristii SLH14081, 3393 nucleotides long. Its product is annotated as CCCH zinc finger and RRM domain-containing protein. The record is from RefSeq and is a predicted model, not a curated record. Bases 206 to 2809 code for a protein of 867 amino acids. Gene Ontology annotation, biological process: mRNA processing. NCBI's taxonomy places the organism in Eukaryota, Fungi, Ascomycota, Eurotiomycetes, Onygenales, Ajellomycetaceae. Gene Ontology annotation, cellular component: nucleus. The transcript is spliced from 5 exons. Gene Ontology annotation, molecular function: metal ion binding; RNA binding.